Molecule: messenger RNA, 1705 nt
Organism: Capsicum annuum
Lineage: Eukaryota; Viridiplantae; Streptophyta; Magnoliopsida; Solanales; Solanaceae
Product: mevalonate kinase
Exons: 5
Coding region: 278-1465 (395 amino acids)
Biological process (GO): isoprenoid biosynthetic process
Cellular component (GO): cytoplasm
Molecular function (GO): ATP binding; mevalonate kinase activity
Source: RefSeq, a predicted model, not a curated record
UGAAAAUUCAGCCAAAUUUUCUCAACAGAAAAUGGGACAAUUUUCAUAUUUUGGAAAGGGGAAAAAAUGUGAAUGUGCGCUUUAUUUCGUAAAAUAAAAUUCUCCGCCAUAUUCAACCAACACAGUAGCAGUCCAGCAGUCAGCAUUCAGCUGCAGUAGCCAACCGCAGUCUCCUUCUGACCGAUCUCUCUCUCUCUCUCUAUAUAUAUAUAUAUAAAUAAAAGGCACAGAUUCGUAUCUCGAAAAUAACGAAAAAGGGGAAAGGGAAAAGUAAAAAAUGGAGGUGAGAGCGCGAGCUCCGGGGAAGAUAAUAUUGGCUGGAGAACAUGCUGUAGUUCACGGAUCAGCUGCCGUUGCUGCCUCCAUUGAUCUCUAUACUUACGUCUCCCUUCGCUUCCCUACUCCUGCUGAUAAUGACGAAACACUAAGCCUCCAGCUUAAGGAUGUGUCCUUAGAAGUUUCCUGGCCAAUUGCAAGAAUUAAAGAGGCUUUUCCUAACUUGGAAACCCAGAUUCCGCCUUCCUCAUGCUCGCUGGAGAAACUUAAAUUAAUUGCUAUUCUAGUCGAUGAGCAGAACAUUCCUGAGGCAAAUAUAGGUCUCGCUGCUGGUGUCACUGCUUUUCUUUGGCUGUUCACCUCAGUCCAUGGAUGCAAACCAGCUAAAGCAGUUGUAAAUUCUGAGCUUCCACUGGGAUCAGGCUUGGGUUCGUCUGCAGCUUUUUGUGUUGCACUCUCCGCGGCCAUUCUUGCUUUGUCAGAUUCAGUCAGUACGGAUUUCAGCCACCAAGGUUGGCAAGUAUUUGGAGAGAAUGAGCUGGAAUUGGUGAAUAAAUGGGCUUUCGAGGGCGAGAAAAUAAUUCAUGGGAAGCCAUCUGGUAUUGACAACACAGUGAGCACAUAUGGAAACAUGAUCAAGUUUAAGUCAGGCGAUUUAACACGCCUCAAAACAAACAUGCCACUUAAAAUGCUGAUCACUAACACAAAGGUUGGGAGAAAUACAAAAGCUUUGGUAGCUGGCGUCUCUGAAAGGACUAUGAGGCAUCCGACUGCAAUGGCUUCUGUGUUUACUUCAGUGGAUUCUAUCAGUAAUGAAGUGGCUGCAAUUAUUCAAUCGCCUGUCUCAGAUGAUCUUGCCAUAACCGAGAAAGAAGAAAAACUGGCAGAGUUGAUGGAGAUGAACCAAGGAUUGCUUCAAUGCAUGGGUGUUAGCCAUGCUUCCAUAGAAACUGUUGUUAGAACAACUCUAAAGUACAAACUGUCUACCAAGUUAACUGGAGCUGGUGGUGGAGGCUGUGCUUUGACAUUACUACCAACCCUUCUGGCAGGAACCGUUGUUGAUAAAGUGAUGGCUGAUUUAGAAACAUGCGGAUUCCAAUGCCUGCUUGCUGGAAUUGGAGGAAAUGGUGUAGAAUUUUCCUAUAUCGGUAUUCCUGAUCUUGGAGCCAACGGACGCAAUUUGUCAUGAGAUGAAUGUGGACAUGGAGGAGGUGCGCUUUGCAAUCUAGAGAAGCUCAGGUCCCUGCCAUCUGCUUGUUAUAGUUCCAAGUCUCAAUUACUUGCAAUAAUCAUAAGAGAUUAAUCUCACGUUUUUUUUUUUCCUUUGUUCUUUAACAAACAUAUAAUUGUUAAUGGGAAGAUUCUUUGUUUUUAUGAUUGUAUUUACACGCUAAUUAUUCUAAUUCCAAAAUUCUCUUGGUUCCUCCAA